Messenger RNA from Ramularia collo-cygni, 516 nucleotides. Its product is annotated as related to DNA-directed RNA polymerase II chain Rpb7. Gene Ontology annotation, cellular component: RNA polymerase II, core complex; P-body. The record is from RefSeq and is a predicted model, not a curated record. Bases 1 to 516 code for a protein of 171 amino acids. The transcript has 3 exons. Gene Ontology annotation, molecular function: single-stranded DNA binding; single-stranded RNA binding; translation initiation factor binding. Gene Ontology annotation, biological process: positive regulation of translational initiation; transcription initiation at RNA polymerase II promoter; DNA-templated transcription. NCBI's taxonomy places the organism in Eukaryota, Fungi, Ascomycota, Dothideomycetes, Mycosphaerellales, Mycosphaerellaceae.
AUGUUCUUCGUCAAGAACAUGGACCGCGAGGUGACCAUCCACCCUUCCUACUUCAACAGCGAUGCCUCACGAAUUGUCCUGGACCGUCUGCGAUCAGAUAUCGAGGGCACGAUCGAGGGCACGCUCAUGGUGAUCCGUAUUGUGGAUGUGGAGGAAAUCAGCGAGCCGAAGCUCCAACCAGGAACGGGCAUGGCGGUAUAUCAUCUGAACUACCGGGCGAUCGUCUGGCGGCCGUUCCGUGGUGAGGUGGUGGAUGGAUUGGUGUCAAGCGUAGUGAGCAAUGGCUUCUUCGUGGACGUGGGUGCGCUCAGCGUGUUCGUCAGUAAGGCGAUGAUACCCAAUYCACUCAAGUACAGCGUCGAUGGCUCCACACCCCAGUUCACCGACAAUGUGGAUCAAAGCGUGGAACGAGGUACGCAGGUUCGAUUACGCAUCAAAGGUAUCCGUGGUGAAAUGGGUAGCAUGUAUGCCAUUGGCAGCAUCCGCGAGGAUUAUCUUGGCCCGUUACUCCAGUAG